Molecule: messenger RNA, 1768 nt
Organism: Beta vulgaris subsp. vulgaris (sugar beet)
Lineage: Eukaryota; Viridiplantae; Streptophyta; Magnoliopsida; Caryophyllales; Amaranthaceae
Exons: 7
Coding region: 158-1474 (438 amino acids)
Source: RefSeq, a predicted model, not a curated record
CCCUCUUGUCAUUAUUUGACUCCGUGAUUUCCUUACCUUCUAAGCAAACGAACUUCCAAUUGUCCAUUAAUAUACGUGUUUUCGUCUGAUUAUCUUUCAGCAUAUCUCAAUUAUCUUCGCGCCGUGGGUCAAUGUCAGCUGUCUCACCCCUAUUUCUAUGCUAAUGCAUCAACAAAACAUUCAGCAGUCAUUGCUUCCAGAGGGAGAUAAAAAUGAAGCAGAAGAAACAGAGAGCCGAAGAUGGAGUUCUGAUCAAUAUUUGGGAAGUACAAGUUCUGUAAUUCCUACUGCAUCGUUAGCUGGAGCUCAACUCAGCCUGGAGAAAAUUCGAACCCGAUCCCUGUAUUCGGACCAACACUACCCGCCUUCUCUCCAUGCGCCGUUAAUCACUUCGCCGGAACCCCAAUUUUACCCUGCUAUCCUUGGGCAAGCUAUUGAGCAAAAGAGUGGAUACGGAAGAGAUUUAAGUAGUGAUGUCAGUGCGUUUCAAAGACAAGUAUUGGAUGAAGUAGAGAUAAGAGAGUUGCUUAUUGAUCAUGUUGGUCAUCAUUGUUGCUGGGGAAGUCGUCCUGCCCGAACAUGGAAGAUAGAGAUGUUGGAGGACUGUAAUGUAUACGUAGGGACUUUGGAUACUUUUACAGAAGAGAGGGAAGUCAUUAAGGAACAUAUCCCCUACCAUGGCGGCAAUGUCGACAGGAAGGGUAGUGUCCCUGAGCUUGGGGUCUGGGAAUUGGAUCUGAGGUCUCAGUUCCCUGUUCUGUUCACACCCGAAAAGGAAACAAGAAUCAAAGUUCCACAUUCAGAAGCCAUUGAGAAGUGCCCAGGUUGUGAUGGUCGAGGGGAUACUCCAUGUCCGACAUGCAAUGCAGAUCAAGAACCUGGUUAUUACAAAGAAAAUCAGAUGACUCCAUGCACUUCCUGUUAUGGAAGGGGUUUAAUUGCUCAUACAGAUGGUUCUGACACAAUUUGCAUGCAGUGCAAUGGUAAGGGGAAGAUUCCUUGUGCUACUUGCAGCUCUUGUGGAUUGAUAAAAUGCAUUGCAUGCCAAGGUAGCGGCUCUCUUCUUUCUCGAAGUAUUGCAAUCAUCAAAUGGAAGACAUUUUCAACUAGAAAAGUCAGUGCAACCAGAGCAGCCUUUGUUCCCGAUGAUGUCUUCCACAGAGCUCAAGGAGUGCAGCUAUGCAAUAUGCAAGCUUAUCAGUGUACUCCGGCCUUCUUUACCGAUUCCUACUUUCUAAACAAAUUCUCUUCUGAAGUUAUUGCUGAUAGAGCUCCUGUUCAGCCAACUGCAAGGGUCAUCUGUGAGCGGCAUACUAUAUCUGUUGUACCAGUGACACGGAUCACCAUGUCUCAUUCUAGUCGCUCCUUCCAUUUCUAUAUAAUAGGUUUUAGCAGAGAGGUUUAUAUGAAGGAUCCCUAUCCUGCUCAAUUUUGCUGGGGCCUAUGCUCAUGCUUGGAGUGGCUCAACUUAUAGUUGGAUUUAUCACACUUGUGUGAAUUUGAACUUAAAUCUUAUUACCUUUUGUCCGAAAGGUUGUUAGUGCGACUAGGAGGAUGUUUCUGUGUCUCAUUAAUUCGUGCAAGUCAUUAUGAUUUCCCUGCUGUACGUUCUAUCUCGCACUAAUUCUUUAUUAGAGAUGUGGUAUUUUGUACCUGUAAUAAAGUGAAAUUUAGUUUUUGGACCCGUGCAUAUUGCACGGGAAGGUUUUUGUUUAAUAAGAAUGGUGGUAUACAAACUUUAUUGAAUAAUAUGAAUAGUUAAUAGUUA